AAAUUACUUCUGCUGUCAAGGGAGGCUACUCUUAAUAAAAAAUAUGGCAACAAAAUUGUUCAGCCAGAAAUGUUGCCUUUGCCUGGCCACUGUGAAACAGUUAAGACUUCUUCGACCGGCAGUUUCUAGAUGUUACCAGACAAAUCAUGGGGAAGAACAGCAAACGGCAGAUAUUGUUAUAUCAGGUGGAGGAAUGGUAGGAGCAGCAAUGGCCUGUGCAUUGGGUCAUGAGAGUUUACUACAAAAUAAGAAAAUAGUUUUGCUGGAGGCUGCUCCUAAGAAAACUUUGAUUUUGAGUGAAAGUUAUGGCAACAGAACAUGUACACUUAGUCCUGCAACAAUACAGCUGCUUGAAAAAUGUGAUGUUUGGUCCGAAAUUGAAGAGAUGAGAUGCCAGAAAGUAUUAAGAAUGCAGGUUUGGGAAUCUUGUUCAAAUUCACUGAUUACCUUCAAUCAAGAGGACAUGGCAGAUGAACUGGCAUAUGUAGCAGAAAAUGAUGUCAUACAAGAAGCUCUUACACGUAACCUAGAUACAAUUCAGGACCGAGUUGAAGUGAUGUACAAUACACGAGUGGAGAAUAUUGCUGUACCUGGUGUUACUAAAGAUAUGGACAGUAAUGCAUGGGUCAAAUUAUUUAUUAAUAAUGGACAGACACUUAAAACAAAACUUUUGAUUGGAUCUGAUGGUUUCAAUUCUUCUGUAAGGAAAGCAGCAAAUUUUCACACACUGUCCUUCAAUUACAACCAGAAAGCUGUUGUAGCAGUGUUGAAUAUUUUAGGGACUGAUAACAAUGUUGCCUGGCAGAGAUUUUUACCCACAGGUCCUAUAGCAAUGUUACCUUUGUCUGAUACAGUUAUGAGUUUAAUAUGGACAACAUCACCUGAGGAUGCUAAACAUCUGGUCUCAUUGUCUGAUGAAAGUUUUAUAGAUGCUGUCAAUGAUGCAUUUUGGCAUGAUAGAGAUAUGAAUCAAGUUGCUCAGAAAGCUACAAACACGUUCCAGAGUUUGCUCCAGACAGUUUCACCAGGUGGAACAUCAGUCAGGCAGUUGCCCCCUACCGUUACAGGUGUACAAAACAACAGCCGAGCUUCCUUCCCACUUGGUCUUACACAUGCCUCCAACUAUGUCAGACACAGGGUAGCUUUAAUUGGGGAUGCAGCUCACAGAUUUCACCCCCUUGCUGGUCAAGGAGUGAAUCUUGGUUUUGGUGAUGUCAGUAAAUUAGCUGAAGUCAUAGCAAAAGCUUCUGAAGAUGGCAGUGACCUAGGAACAUUAUCUUACCUUAAAGAAUAUGAGACAUCUCGUCAGAGAAAGGUGCUACCAGUAAUGAGUACCAUAGAUGGAUUACAGCGACUCUACAACACUGACUUUACUCCUGUUGUUUUACUUCGCUCACUGGGUUUACAAGCUGUCAAUGCUUUAACACCAAUAAAGGAAAAAAUAAUUGAACAAGCAUCUAAAAAGUGAACCAGAUACUACAGAGCAAGAAGUGUUACAAGACUAUGUGUGCAAUACAAAGCUAUAAGAAUUUACUUUAAGUGAAAGUGAACAAGAGUGCUUGUAAUCUAGUAAAAAAUAGUGCUAGUAAAAUCUGUGUAUUUUUCUCAAAUA
Mercenaria mercenaria is the source of this 1612-nucleotide messenger RNA. RefSeq names its product ubiquinone biosynthesis monooxygenase COQ6, mitochondrial-like. The record is from RefSeq and is a predicted model, not a curated record. Bases 44 to 1468 code for a protein of 474 amino acids. Gene Ontology annotation, molecular function: 2-octaprenyl-6-methoxyphenol hydroxylase activity; oxidoreductase activity, acting on paired donors, with incorporation or reduction of molecular oxygen, NAD(P)H as one donor, and incorporation of one atom of oxygen; FAD binding. Gene Ontology annotation, cellular component: mitochondrion. The transcript is spliced from 12 exons. Gene Ontology annotation, biological process: ubiquinone biosynthetic process. Lineage: Eukaryota; Metazoa; Mollusca; Bivalvia; Venerida; Veneridae.